Messenger RNA from Pseudomassariella vexata, 303 nucleotides. RefSeq lists its product as uncharacterized. The transcript has a single exon. Lineage: Eukaryota; Fungi; Ascomycota; Sordariomycetes; Amphisphaeriales; Pseudomassariaceae. Bases 1 to 303 code for a protein of 100 amino acids. The record is from RefSeq and is a predicted model, not a curated record.
AUGACACAGUCGCAUCAAGCCGCCGCGGUACCGUUCGAAGAGGGCGUCCUCUCCACGCCGUGGAAUAAUGGCGGUCGAGACGUGCUCCUGGGCGACUCGGUGCAUAAAGCUACAGUCAACCCCGGGCUGGGCCCUAACCUGGCCGCAGAUAACAUCUGCCACCUCGUUAAUGAGGUCAUUGCGCUUAUUCGCCAGGGAGGGAAGCCGACGAAGGCCCCGUUGGGUCAUGUGUACGAGGUGUACGAAAAGAAGCAGGCAUGCUAUGUUGAUCGUUGCAGCUUCGGGGUAUAUCGCCCGGUUUGA